CCCAUUCCCCUGGAUGAUCCCAAUCACGUGGAUGAUCCUGAUCCCAUGCCCAUGGAUGAUCCCAGUCACGUGGAUGAUCCCAAUCCCGUUCCCAUGGAUGAUCCCAGUCACGUGGAUGAUCCUGAUCACGUGGAUGAUCCCGAUCCCAUUCCCCUGGAUGAUCCCAGUCACGUGGAUGAUCCCAAUCUAAAUGACCCCGAUGAUCCCAUUCCCCUGGAUGAUCCCAGUCACGUGGAUGAUCCCAAUCCCGUUCCCAUGGAUGAUCCCAGUCACAUGGAUGAUCCUGAUCACGUGGAUGAUCCCGAUCCCAUGCCCAUGGAUGAUCCCAAUCACGUGGAUGAUCCCAAUCUAAAUGACCCCGAUGAUCCCAUUCCCCUGGAUGAUCCCAAUCACGUGGAUGAUCCCAGUUCCGUUCCCAUGGAUGGUCCAAAUCACGUGGAGGAUCCCAAUCCCAUGCCCAUGGAUGAUCCCAGUCACGUGGAUGAUCCUGAUCACGUGGAUGAUCCCAGUUCCAUUUCCAUGGAUGAUCCAAAUCACCUGGAUGAUCCCAAUCUAAAUGACCCCCAUGAUCCCAAUCACGUGGAUGAUCCCAAUCACGUGGAUGAUCCCAAUCCCGUUCCCAUGGAUGAUCCCAAUCACGUGGAUGAUCCCAGUUCCGUUCCCAUGGAUGAUCCCAAUCACGUGGAUGAUCCCAAUUCUGUUCCCAUGGAUGAUCCCAAUCACGUGGAUGAUCCCGAUCCCAAGCCCAUGGAUGAUCCCAGUCACGUGGAUGAUCCCGAUCCUGUUCCCAUGGAUGAUCCCAAUCACAUGGAUGAUCCCAGUUCCGUUCCCCUGGAUGAUCCAAAUCACGUGGAUGAUCCCAAUCUAAAUGACCCCAAUGAUCCCAUUCCCCUGGAUGAUCCCAAUGACCUCAAUGUUCCCUUGGAUGAUCCCAGUGAUCCUGAUGACCCCGUUUUCCUGGAUGUCCCUGAUGUUCCCCCAAUGACCCCAACGAUCCCGUUCCCAUGGAUGAUCCCGAUGACCCCAACGAUCCCAUUCCCAUGGAUGAUCCUGAUCUGAUUCCCCCGGAUGAUCCCAUUCUUGAAUGAUCCCAUUCCCGAUGACUCCGAUGACCCCAUUCCCCUGGAUGACCCCACUGACCCCAUUCACCUGGACGACCCUGAUGAUCCCAAUGACCCCAUUCCCCCAUUGACCCCAAUGAUCCCAUUCUCCUGGAUGACCCUGCUGACCCCACUGAUCCCAUUCCUCCGGAUGACCCCGAUGACCCCAUUCCCCUGGACAACCCUGAUGAUCCCAAUGACCCCAUUCCCCUGGAUGACCCCAAUGACCCCAUUCCCCUGGACAACCCUGAUGAUCCCACUGACCCCAUUCCCCCAGAU
Zonotrichia albicollis (white-throated sparrow) is the source of this 1379-nucleotide messenger RNA. NCBI's taxonomy places the organism in Eukaryota, Metazoa, Chordata, Aves, Passeriformes, Passerellidae. The record is from RefSeq and is a predicted model, not a curated record.